Lottia gigantea (owl limpet) is the source of this 1491-nucleotide messenger RNA. RefSeq lists its product as hypothetical. Bases 1 to 1491 code for a protein of 496 amino acids. NCBI's taxonomy places the organism in Eukaryota, Metazoa, Mollusca, Gastropoda, Lottiidae. The record is from RefSeq and is a predicted model, not a curated record. The transcript has a single exon.
AUGAACAAAUCAUCACUUAGUGAUAGCACUCUACUGGAGACUGAAUCUGAUGCUGACGAUUCUGAUAGAGAUCCUGAUUGGAAACCAAGGAAGAAAAGAAAACUUUUCGAAUGUUCCUCCUCUGAUGAAGAUCUUGCCCACUCUCCAAUUAGACCAAUUUCAACAACCUCUGUACCUUCAUCCCCAAAUACACCCACACACAACCCCCCACAUAAAAGAUCAAAGCCAGGAAAAGCCAUGCCAGAAAAAUGGAAAAAGAACAUACAAAAGCAAUUACGAAUGGAAGGAAAGGAUUAUAGCGGGAUAAAGAAAGAUGACGAGGGUCAUUAUGUGUAUUCAUCUGAGAAGCAAAAGAGAACAUUGGGAGAAAGGAAUUGUACUCGAUUGUGUGCAAUAGGGAAAAAAUGCACUGCAUUCAGUGAGGAUGAACGAUCUUCUAUAUUUGAUCGUUUUUGGACGAACUUAAAUUGGGAUCAAAAGAGAGUUUUUGUUGCUGGAUUGAUAGACAAGGUUGAAGUAAAAGAAAGGAGGGAGAAAACGGGCGAAAGUCGAAAGAAGUAUUCCUUUAACUAUUUCUUGAAAAAGAAUGAACAACGCCUUCCCGUCUGUCGCAAUAUGAUGUUAAAUACUCUUGGACUUAAAGACAAGAUGGUUUACGAGUGGAUGAAAGAUGUUAGUGUGGGUGUACCGAACAAAACACCAGAUAAACGACGCAAUACGCAACGCACUGAUAACAAAGUCAUUGCAGCCAAAGAAUUUCUGGGGAAACUACCAAACCUACCUUCUCAUUACUGUCGCGCAACAUCGAAUAAGAAAUAUCUUGAACCCAUUUUCACCACAUUCGCAGACUUAUAUCGAGUUUACAAACAGUAUUGUACAACUGAAGGAGUGGGCAUUGUUUGUAAGAAGGCCUUUAAGUCAUGUUUUGAUGAUUUGAAUUUGUCGCUUUCUCGUCCUAAGAAGGACCAGUGUGAUAUUUGCUGUGGAUUCGAAGCCGGAAAUAUCUCAGAGAUCGAUUAUAACAACCAUAUUAAUCUGAAAAAUGAGUCGAGGAAUGAAAAGUCCAAUGACAAAGCACGAGCUGAAAAUGACAAUCGUAUUAAAGUCAUAACCCUUGAUCUCCAGUCAUUGCUCCUCAGUCCACGUAUUCAAGCUAGCUCCAUGUAUUAUAAAACUAAGUUAGGCUGUCACAAUUACACAAUAUAUGACUUGAACACAAGGCAGGUUGUUUGCUACUUUUGGCACGAAGGGGAGGGAGAACUUUCCGCGAACUCCUUUGCCUCAUGUUUAGCGGAUUACAUUGAUAAUUUGUCGGGACUAUCUGAAGAUAAGAAUAUUACAAUUGUCCAAAAAUUUCUAGAGAAAGGUCACACCCAAAUGGAGUGUGACAGUGUCCAUAGCACUAUUGAGAGGCGUUUACGCAACAAGCCUAUUUACGUUCCACAAAAUUAUGUAGAUCUAAUAGGUACUGCCCGUGUUUCUCCUCCGUAA